Molecule: messenger RNA, 1587 nt
Organism: Poecilia reticulata (guppy)
Lineage: Eukaryota; Metazoa; Chordata; Actinopteri; Cyprinodontiformes; Poeciliidae
Biological process (GO): canonical Wnt signaling pathway; regulation of transcription by RNA polymerase II
Cellular component (GO): chromatin; beta-catenin-TCF complex
Molecular function (GO): RNA polymerase II cis-regulatory region sequence-specific DNA binding; DNA-binding transcription factor activity, RNA polymerase II-specific
Source: RefSeq, a predicted model, not a curated record
UCGAGCGAACAGCUUUUUAGCCUCACAGCUUGAAGGAAUCAGCAGAGACAAAACUGAAGAGUAUUUUAACGAGCAGGUUAGAAUAGAGAAGUUGACCAUGUCUGAACACGUCAGGCCGAGUUCAGUGAAGCCCAGAGAUUCGAGGAGCUCCGUCUCCUGCCAGGAGCUCACCGAGGAAUUCGACCACACCCUGCCAGAGAAGAGGGUGAUGUUUGACAACGACUGGAACUAUAUAGAAAAGUUUAUUGAGGACGAGCUCAGCUCCUCUUCUUGUUCGCUACUGACGCUUCCUCUUUCUCCACAAGUCACAGAAUCUCAUAAUUCUGAGUUCUGGAUGAGUUCCGGGAAUACGGAGGAUCCAGAGAACUCUGUCUAUGACAGCAUCACCCUAACCCCAGCAACGAAGAAGGAAGUGCUCAAAACCUGGGAGUUUGUAGAUGGCCUUCUUAGGGAGAGUUUAAGGAGUGACAGAGAUUCAGAGAACUCUGUCUCUAGUGAGAAGUUCAACGCAGAAAUUAACUCGACUUUGCAAGAGGAGUUUGAAAACAAAAACUGGACUAACGGGGACAAUAUGGAAGACCUUCUUAGGAAGAAUCAGCUCCUCCCUCCUCCAUUACUGACACCUUAUACUUCUCCUGUCUGGCUUGCUCCACCACAGUCCCACACUAACACUGUACUGACUCAGGGUGGAGUUCAAGAGCACAUGUUCAUGCUUCCACUUCCAACAUUUACCCAUCAUGCUCCUCUUCAUGCUCAUCCACCUUUCAUCCGUGCUCCACUAGAGGUCACCAGUAACACCAACGCUCCAUUCAGUCUGGGAGCACAACAUGAUCACGUGUUCAGGCCUCCACCUCCAAGAUUUACCCAUCAUGCUCCUCCUUUUCCUCUUGUACUGCCUGCCGUACAACAGAUGAUUAUCCGACCUCCUGCCCUGCCAGCAGGAGGCGCUGACAGUCAGGAACUGAAUCUGCACAGUUUAUCCAUAAGUUGUCUACCUCCAGAUGAAGGCAUCUGUUGUCUACCAAUAGGAUUUCUGAAUGAAGAAACGCUGUACAACGCUGUUCAUGCUCCUCUGAAUGUCAACACCUCAAAUAUGUUCACACACAGCAGUCUGUUGUUUGCCGACAACAGACACAACAGACGAGUUAGAGACCGGCGGGAUGAAGGCCGACCGUACGUUAAAAAGCCACCAAAUGCCUUCAUGCUUUUCCUGAAGGAGAUUAGACCAAAGGUCAUGUCUGAACUCAACACCAACAAAAGUGCUAUGGUGAAUACAGUUGUGGGAGAAAUGUGGAAAUCUUUGCCAGCCGAGGUGAAGGCCAGAUAUUUCGAGAAGGCCAGACUGGAACAAAAGCUCCACGAGCAGCAACACCCUGGUUGGUCCACGGGGCAAGAAGAGGAGGAGGGUGAAAAAUAAGACCUCAGAGCAGCAGCAGCAGGAACAACAGCAGUACAGUCUGUAAGACUGAUUUCUGUUCAUCCCUGCAUGUGUUCAUACAAUGAAGAUAUGAAAUAUAUUCAAAGUGAGUCACUUUGGAUAACAUGACUGUCAGUUCUGUGGAGUUUAAAUAAAUGCAUUUAAUUAAA